UGGUGACGUCAACACCUGCGACGGGUCGUGCGACAGACACGCGACAAAACACUUGGCGACCGCCGAAGAAGUAAAGUUCGGGGUUAAAAAAGUAAAACGCUUAAAUCUCAGCGAUUGGAGAGUCGACUUGUAAAUUGACUGAAAUGUCGUUUUCCGCCUUCUCGGCUGAGUAGUGACGGGGCUUAGGAGGGUCGCCAUGUAGACGCGGCGGAAGAAGAAUGAGCAGUCAAUUUACUUCCACAGAGGCCACUGACGACUACGCUGUCCAACAGGAAAAUGAGUUGGAGGCACUCGCAUCUAUUUUCGAGAAAGACUUUAAGGAUCUGCGCCAAAAUGAUCCAUGGAAGGUGAAAAGACCUCCUGAGGUGCACCUCUGCUUGCGCCCUAAAGGACUGAACCAUGGCCAGGAAUGUUACGUGACGGUGGACCUUCAAGUCAAAUGCCUACCAAACUAUCCAGACGUGCCUCCAGAGCUGGAGUUGACAAAUGUCAAAGGUCUGUCGAAUGAUAACCUGCAGACACUCCAAAGUGAACUCACCAAACUGGCAGCGGCACAGUGUGGAGAAGUGAUGAUUUACGAGCUGGCGGACCACAUCCAGGGAUUCCUAAGCGAGCACAACAAACCUCCCCCAUCCUCCUUUCACGACGAAAUGCUGAAGAAUCUUCGCAGAAAACAGGAGAAGCGAGAUCUGGAGGAGCAGCAGAGGAGAGAUCAGAGGCGCAAGCAAGAAGAAGAGAUGGAAAAAGAAAUAAUGGCUGUCAUCCAGAGACGAGAGGAGGAAAAACGAGAAGAAAAGAGGAGAAAGGAGAUUGCCAAACAGGAACGUCUUGAGAGUCAAGAGCUAGCAAUCCCGCCCAGCGUGUUGGGAAAAAGCCCACCCGUUUCGCGCGGAACUCCUCCUGACUGCACGGACACAAAGAAAGGAAUCUUAAAUCGCCGACGAAAUACCUCAAAUACACGUCAUAGACGUGAGACAAUCAGUGAAGACAACUUGCACACGCAAGAGCGUCUUCACUUCAACAGCAGCACGUUUGGAGAACUUGUUGUCCACAAAGGAAAACAUUUAGGAGUGAGUGAGAGGUUUGGUCGGAAUGUUUAUUAUGGCUUUGAGGCCAACUCUGGCGACUUUACAGUCAUUUAUGAGUGGUCACUGCGCUGGAACAAGAAAAUGGGCAAGUUCUUCACGAGCCAGGAAAAAGUAAAGAUUGACAACUGCAAAAAGCAGAUCCACGCGACAGAAACUGAAUUCAACUCCCUCCUGCGACUUGAGCACCCGAACCUAGUGCACUACAGGGCACUGAACUCCAGCGAGAAAGAAGACUGCCUUGUAGUGGACCUGCUGGUUGAGCAUGUGGCCGGCAUCGGCUUGAACCAAAGCCUCCUCACCUGCACCCCCGUCCCUCUGGAAAAGCUCUGCCACUAUACAGCCCAGCUGUUGGCUGCACUUGACUACCUGCACUCUAAUUCUGUGGUCCAUAGACAUUUGGGAGCCUCAAGUGUACUGCUGGACUACGAGGGGAAUAUUCGACUGACUGACUACAGCUUAUCCAAAAGAUUCUCGGACAUUUGCAAAGAGGAUAUUUUUGAGCAGGCUCAUGUACGUUUUUCUGAGGAUACGGCAAUGCCCACCAAGAUGGGCAAAAAGGGCGAUGUGUGGAACUUGGGACUGAUGCUGCUUGCUCUUAGUCAAGGCAAAGAAGUGAAAGAGUAUCCUGUGACGGUGCCGUCAAAUCUGCCAGCUGACUUCAAGGACUUCCUCCAUAAGUGUGUCUGCCUAAAUGAUGUUGAUCGAUGGACGACCCAGCAACUCUUGGACCACAACUUCCUGAAGCCUCCAUCACCUCGAAACCAGCUUCAUUUCCACGAGAGCAGCCCAGAAGAUCUUGCUGUGGAUUUCGCAUCAUCUGUAAUCCCACGUAGCCACAUUCUGAAUGCUCCAUUUAGUCCUGGAGUGCAGAGGCAGUUUUCUCGCUACUUCAAUGAAUUUGAAGAACUCCAACUGUUGGGGAAAGGGGCCUUUGGUGCUGUAAUUAAGGUUCAGAACAAUCUUGAUGGUUGUUAUUAUGCUGUGAAGCGCAUCCAGGUCAACCCUGCCAGCAAGCAAUUUCGGCGUAUAAAAGGCGAAGUGACGUUGUUGUCGCGUCUCAACCAUGAGAACAUUGUGCGCUACUACAACGCGUGGAUCGAGAGGAGCGAAGUCCCGCCCAAAGGGGCGCUCAGCAGUAGCGAUAGCUCAGAACCUACGAGCACUGCUGACAAGUUGGCUCCUGUCCGGAAACCCCCACCCAGGCUCAACGAGCUGGGCCUUCUUGACAAUGCGGAGGACAUUGCGCCACCUCCAGCCUUGUCGAGCUCAGUGGAAUGGUCCACGUCCAUCGAGAGGUCUUCUAGUGCUAAAUGUGGUCGGCAUCAGUCAAGUGAUGAUGAGGAUGACGAUGAUGAGGAUGACGACGUCUUCGGUGCCUCUUUUCUGCCAUCAGACGACUCCAUCAGUGACGUCAUCUUUGACAAUGGCAAUGAAAGCACAGACGAAAUGUCGCAGGGUGAACUAAGCAAAAGGCCGUUGAGCGAAACGACUGAAAGUGCAGACUCUGAUCGACCCUUUGUCAUUGUGCAUUACUUGUAUAUACAAAUGGAAUACUGUGAAAAAAGCACUUUGCGAGACACAAUCGACCAAGGUUUGCAUCAGGACCAGAAUCGGCUCUGGAGGCUCUUCAGGGAAAUCCUAGAUGGUCUUUCCUAUAUACAUGAACAGGGAAUGAUUCACAGAGACCUGAAGCCUGUCAACAUCUUUCUUGACUCCCAAGAUCAUGUGAAAAUUGGUGACUUCGGCCUAGCAACGGACCAUCCGGCCACUGUGGCUGCAGGUAAAUUUGAAGUGGAAGAGAGCAGCUCUGCAGCACUGCAAAAACUUGACCCCACAGGAAACCUGACUGGCAUGGUAGGGACAGCCCUCUAUGUAAGUCCAGAAGUUGAAGGAAAUACCAAAGCUACCUACAAUCAAAAAGUGGAUUUGUUUAGCCUUGGGAUCAUCCUCUUUGAGAUGUCUUACCGGCCGAUGAUCACUGGAGCUGAGCGCAUUUCUGUCCUAAGCCAGCUACGUGUGGAGGCCAUUCAGUUCCCGGAUGACUACAGUAAAUAUGAGCAAGGAACACUGAGAAAAGUGAUUGAGUGGCUUUUAAAGCAUGACCCUGCGCUGCGGCCCACUGCUCAGGAGCUGCUCAAGAGUGAUCUGCUGCCUCCUCCCCAGAUGGAGGAGUCUGAGCUGCAUGAAGUGUUACAGCACACGAUGGCCAAUAUAAAUUGCAAAGCUUAUCGCAGCAUGGUGGGCCAGUUGUUUGCUCAGAUUAAUUCCCCGGUCAUGGAUUUCACCUACGAUAUAGACCUUCACAAGGGCAGCUUCAGCUUCAGGACUGCCAAAUUGCAGCAGUAUGUGUAUGAGACAAUCACCAGGAUUUUCAAGAAGCACAGUGCAGUACGCUUGCAGACGCCCCUGCUGCUUCCCAGACACAGGAAGCUUUGUGAAGGCAGCGAGCCGGCCUGUUUCAUGGACCAUAGUGGUAUGCUGGUGACGCUGCCCUACAAUCUUCGUAUGGCGUUUGCGAGAUAUGUCGCCCGAAACAACAUAACAUUUCUAAAGAGGUACAGCAUAGAUCGUGUUUUUCGGCCCAGAAAGCUGGAUCGAGCUCAUCCAAAGGAGCUUUUGGAGUGCGCCUUUGACAUCAUCACACCCAUCACCAACAGCCUGCUCCCAGAUGCUGAGACCAUUUACACCAUCUCUGAAAUAGUCCAGGAAUUUUCUGCACUUCAGGAAAGGAAUUACAACAUUUACCUGAACCAUACUAGUUUGCUGAAGGCUAUCCUGCUCCACAGCGGAAUCCCUGAGGACAAACUUAACCAGGCCUCCAACAUACUGUGUGAUGCAAUGAGUGAAAAGCUGACCAAACGUGAGGUAGAGGCAAAGUUCUGCAACUUUUCGCUGUCGGCAAAAAGUUUGCAGGUGUUGUACAAGUACAUAGAACAUAAGGGGACACUGAAAGAAGUUGCACCAUUGUUGACUUCACUCGCCAAGCAGAAGACAGCUGUCACGCAGUUGGCAAAACAGGGCCUCAAGGACCUGGAGGAGGUUACAGUGCUACUUCAAAGACUUGGAGUCAAACUGCCAGUGGUGGUUAAUUUAGGUUUAGUGUACAAGGUGCAGCACCACUCUGGGAUCAUCUUCCAGUUCGUGGCCUUCAUCAGGAAGCGCAAACGAACUGUUCCAGAUAUACUGGCGGCUGGAGGACGCUACGACCAUCUGAUCCUGGAAUUUCGUGGGCCUGCCUCAACGGUGCCUGUGCCUUCUGCAGUAGGUGCCAGCGUGGCGUUGGACAAAGUCUGUGCUGUGGUAGCCAGCAUGGAGGAGCCACCUUCAGUAAGCGCUUGUGAUGUCCUUGUUGUCCCAGUGGGACAUUCAUCCAUGUCUAGAGCCAUCGGUGUUGUCCAGAAGCUCUGGAGCAACAAUGUGACUGCAGAUAUUGCUUAUGACGUCUCACAGUCUCAGGAGACAUUGAUGGACCACUGCCGGGUGGCUGGCAUCACGUGCAUAGCCACGGUGUCGGACAAAGACGGGAACUACGUAAAGGUCAAAUCCUUGGAGAAGGACAAACAGUCCGAGAAAAGGGUUCUUGAGUUGGAAGUGGUGGAGCACAUCAUUCAAAAAUUCCGGACAAAGUUCUUAGAGGAAAGAUCCAUGAGGGAAAUAUCAGAAAGUAUGGGCCAGAACACUAAAGGCUCCCAGCUCAACAACACAGGAUCUUCAGAGCAAUAUGGGAGCAGUUGCAGCAUGAACAUGAAUGUAAAUGUCAUCAGUUCAGAGAAAGUGUCUGCCAGUGCAAGACGCCGCUUUGAAACUCAGAUCCAUACCCGAUUACAGACCCUUGUAAGCAGUUUACAAAACAAGAGCAGUGACAUUGAGGUUCUGGCAGUGGACCUUCAGAAGGAAACGCUGAUCAACUUCCUGUCUCUGGAGUUUGAAAGCGAAGAGCAGUACAACAACAGUGUGAAGACUCUUCUGUCACGUCUACCCAAGCAGCGCUACUUGAAGUCCAUCUGCGAUGAGAUCCACACUUUAAAAAUGACCAAAAGGGUGGCUGUGGUGGUCUUGUACAGCUUGAAGGAUGACUACUUCAAAACCCUGCUGUGAAAACGCAUUGUGUUCCCUUCCCGGACCCCUCUUGUUCUGACUGUGCAAAUAUUUGCCUUUAAACUUUAAGAAUGAGUGCUUGCAAAAAAAUGACCUUUGUUAUUGUCAUCAUACCUCAGGUUUGUCAAUGAAACUGUAGUCCCCUAAACAAGGUUUGUGGAAUUAAACAUAGCCUUAAUACUUGUUUUUUUUUUAAUUUUUUUAUUUUUUUUUAUUUUUUUUUUUUUUAAUGAAACCAGUAUUUUUUUGUAAGAAGGAGUAGGACUGAAAGCAUGAAUAAAUCUUUUCCUC
This is a messenger RNA of Corythoichthys intestinalis (scribbled pipefish), 5477 nucleotides long. RefSeq names its product eukaryotic translation initiation factor 2 alpha kinase 4 (gene eif2ak4). The record is from RefSeq and is a predicted model, not a curated record. Gene Ontology annotation, molecular function: protein binding; eukaryotic translation initiation factor 2alpha kinase activity; ATP binding. The coding region runs from base 219 to 5186 and encodes 1655 amino acids. The transcript is spliced from 39 exons. Gene Ontology annotation, biological process: regulation of translational initiation by eIF2 alpha phosphorylation; DNA damage checkpoint signaling. Gene Ontology annotation, cellular component: cytoplasm; cytosol; nucleus. Lineage: Eukaryota; Metazoa; Chordata; Actinopteri; Syngnathiformes; Syngnathidae.